UCCCCUGUUGCAACUCUCCCACCCAUCAUCCUCUCCCACCCCUCUUCCUCCUCUUCAUCCUCAUCUCUUAGCCUUCCCUGCCUUCCCAACCUCCCUUCUCCUGCUCCCUCCUCGUCGGCCUCCAAGAUAGAUUCCCUCAGGAGUAAGGUUGACCUACUCAAACUGCCCCUGGCUCUCUCCACCAAGUCCAUCUCUGAGCGCAAAAGCCAGCUGGGAGGCGUCGGCGAGCAGCGCGGCACGGCGGGAGGAGGCGGGGCUCGUAAAGCCCGCUCACCGCUGACCCGAGAUAUGGACAACGAGUCGCAGUACUCGGGCUACUCAUACAAGUCCUCCCAUUCCCGAAGCUCCCGAAAGCACAGGGAUCGGAGGGACCGUCACCGCUCCAAGAGCCGAGACAGCAGCAGUCGUGGAGACAAAUCAGUCACCAUCCAAACACCUGGAGAGCCGCUGCUCGAUGCAGAGUCAACCCGCGGAGAUGACAGGGAUGACAACUGGGGAGAGACCACCACUGUGGUCACUGGCACCUCAGAGCACAGCAUCUCAAACGAGGACCUGACCCGCGUCACCAAAGACUUGGAGGAGUCAACUCCACUGGAAUGCAAGCGUUUUGUGGGCCCGGCACUGGGAGGCUGCCUGAGCUUCUUCGCCCUGGUCACACCAUUAGCCUUCCUCAUCCUGCCGCAGGUCUUGUGGCGUGACACCCUUGAGCCUUGUAACACUCCCUGCGAAGGCCUCUACAUCUCCCUGGCCUUCAAGCUCCUGGUCCUGCUAAUCUCCUCCUGGGCGCUGUUCCUCCGCCCUCCCCGUGCAACCCUCCCCCGUUUCUUUGUCUUCCGCUGCCUCCUGAUGGUGUUGGUGUUCCUCUUUGUGGCGUCGUACUGGUUGUUCUACGGUGUGCGAGUGUUAGAGCAAAAAGAAAUGGACUACAGGGGGAUUGUGGAGUACGCUGCCUCGCUGGUGGAUGCCCUGUUGUUCAUCCAGUACCUGGCUCUGGUACUACUGGAGGUCCGACACCUUCAGCCAGCCUUCUGCCUCAAGGUGGUGCGGAGCACAGAUGGAGCUAGCAAGUUCUACAAUGUGGGGCACCUCAGCAUCCAGCGGGCAGCUGUCUGGGUAUUGGACCGUUAUUACAGCGAUUUCCCCGUCUACAACCCUGCUCUGCUCAACCUGCCGAAGUCCAUCCUUUCCAAGAAGAUGACCGGCUUCAAAGUUUACUCUCUUGAUGAAAACACCACCAAUAACUCCACAGGCCAGUCCCGGGCCAUGAUAGCAGCUGCUGCCAGACGGAGAGACAACUCCCACAACGAGUAUUACUAUGAGGAGGCCGAGAUGGAUCGCAGGAUCCGCAAACGCAAAGCCAGGUUGGUGGUGGCAGUGGAAGAGGCCUUCACACACAUCAAGCGCCUCCACGAGGAAGAGGCGGCCUCGUCUCCCAAACACCCCAGAGAGGUGAUGGAUCCUCGAGAGGCAGCUCAAGCUAUCUUUGCUCCUAUGGCCCGGGCCAUGCAGAAAUACCUGAGAACCACACGUCAGCAGGCCUUCCACAGUAUGGAGAGCAUCCUGACGCACCUUCAGUUCUGCAUCACGCAUAACAUGACGCCCAAGGCUUUCCUGGAGCGUUACCUCACCCCCGGCCCCACCAUGCAGUACCAGCAGCAGAAUGGCAGGGGGCGCCAGUGGACUCUGGUGAGUGAGGAGCCAGUGACCUCAGCCCUGCGUCAGGGCUUGGUCUUCUCCCUACGACGCUUGGACUUCUCCCUUGUUGUCACAGUGACGCCACUUCCCUUCCUGCGGCUCGGGGAGGAGUUCAUCGACCCAAAGAGCCACAAGUUUGUCAUGAGGCUGCAGUCUGAGACCUCAGUGUAAAGGUGUCCAAUGAAACAUCUUCUUUUCCCACACUUUCCUCUCCCCUAAUGCUCAUUCCUCCUGCAUCACUGAUGUGGUGGGACACAUGGAGGCCAUGUGGUCUAUUCUCGCCCGAUCGUUUACCCUCUUGGCGACAGAGAAACCAUUCAAAGAGAGGAAUAUGUCUGCAGGCCUCCCCUUCCUGUUUUGUGAUCAUCACAGAUGCUCUGGUAUCAGACUGUGAUCAGCUCAACGAUUGUUCCACUCUUGGACGUAAACUGAUGCCUUGACCUUUUUUCGUUUUUUGAUGUUGUCUUUACGACACACCUUAACGAUCUUUGUUCCUCCAAAAGGGGACUUCUCCCUUUGCCUCUUCUUUUGCCACUGGACUACUUUACUGUGCUGACACAACACACAAAAACCAGAGGAGGGGGAUUACAUCACAUUUGUCACUUCCUUUUUUUUUGUGUCUUAAAAAUCAGACCAACCGGAGUUCAGCUCUGACUGCAAUGCUGGUGUACCACUGCCCUCUGGUCCCCUGUCAGAGUCAUUGUGUUUAACAUGACAUGGGUCGUUGUUGUUUUUUUUAAUAUUAGAGGAGUGACUUUUUAACUUUCAGAAUGUAGCAUUUUGUGCAGUGAGUUAACAUGUUUCUCUCCUGUGGCCUGAAAGCCAGUAUGUCCUUUUUUUGUUUUUUAUAAUGUGACUAUUAAGUAAAAUGGACGUACAUUCCUAACUCGUUGCUACUCCAAACUCUGUAUGUUCAUGAUUGUCUAAAUAUGCAGCUUUAGUUUAUUUCACACUGGUACUUUUACUCUUGAUGUCACAGUUUUAGCAGACAGACUUACAGAAACAUAAAAACCCCAAACAUUUUCACCUGGUAUUAACUGAGAAUCUUAUUUGGGUGACGAUAUUAAAACGUUAGCUCAGUGGUGUUCUGAAUUUUUCUUAUUGUCAAUAAAUCCAGCAAAAAUACCAACAGUGCACUGCUCCAUAUGCCAGUACUUGGAAUAUAUUUAUUGCUGCUUCCUAAAAACAACUCACACAUGCAUUACGCUAUAUGUGUGUGUGUGUGUGUGUGCGUGUGUUUCUUUAAGAAGGUGGUGAGCACUGAGUAUUUUUGGCGACAGGAUGGUGUGCGUGGGAUUGCUGAGACUAGAAUAAACUUCACAGGAAAAACUAGAGCCCAUCUAAUACUGGGUUAUUUUUAAAGGCCAAUGCCAAUCUUUAUGGAGUAAAACAUUUAUGAUAUAAUAUAAUGGCUCAUAUUUUCUGUAUAUUACUUCUUUAGAAAUUUAUGUUGUGACUCCACACCACCAUCCUCUCUGCUGUACUCUGGCUUCCUCCCGCAGUCCAAAGACGUGCAGUCAGUGGGGUUAACUGGUGUUUCUGAAUUGGCUGUAGAUGUGAAUGUGAGUGCGAAUGUCCAGGGUGUACCCUGCCUCUCACCUUAUCGCAGCUGGGAUAUGCUCCAGCCAUGAAUUGGAUAAGGGGAAGAAAAUGGAUGGAUCUACUGUUUUUGGUCUUCUUACGGGGCUUGUUGACAAUAAUGCUGGCAAAUUUUCUGUGGCUGAUUGGAUAAAAACAUACCCAGUAUAAAAUUCAAGUUAAUUGUUUGAGCAACCGUAUUUCGCAACUUGCCUUGAGAUGGAGUUGCUUGUAUAUUUAGAUCUGAUUCUGUGUGAGAUGUCACGCCUGCACUAACUCUAAGCCAGACCUUAGAAUCAGAUAACAGCAUUUUGAGUCAUUGUGCGCAGGCGCUAGGCUGCUGCAAAACUUGAGGCUGUGU
This is a messenger RNA of Archocentrus centrarchus (flier cichlid), 3634 nucleotides long. RefSeq names its product vang-like protein 2. The coding region runs from base 289 to 1866 and encodes 525 amino acids. Gene Ontology annotation, cellular component: membrane. Gene Ontology annotation, biological process: multicellular organism development. The transcript is spliced from 7 exons. The record is from RefSeq and is a predicted model, not a curated record. Lineage: Eukaryota; Metazoa; Chordata; Actinopteri; Cichliformes; Cichlidae.